Pezoporus flaviventris is the source of this 3970-nucleotide messenger RNA. It is a transcript of the gene LRRC43, whose product is annotated as leucine rich repeat containing 43. The record is from RefSeq and is a predicted model, not a curated record. Gene Ontology annotation, molecular function: protein binding. The transcript is spliced from 10 exons. The coding region runs from base 165 to 1754 and encodes 529 amino acids. Lineage: Eukaryota; Metazoa; Chordata; Aves; Psittaciformes; Psittacidae.
AUCCAGGAAACCAGGGGUUUAUUCCCAGUCUGGGGAGCUCAGUGCUGUCCCAGGCUGACUCCACCUGCAGGGCUUGGUCCCUAGGGUGCCCACGUCCCUGCCAUCUCCUAGCAACAGGGACUCUUGUCACUGAGCCAGGGGAUUCCGUGCUGGGCUGGGGCUGGAUGGCAGCACCUGGUCCUUGCAGUGUCUCGGCUGCUCUUCAGGAGCACCUGAGGCACCUGACUCUGCAGGACUUCCCCUGUGGCCUUGGCAGCUGGAACAAGUCCCGCUUUGCUGCACGCAGGAGCCCCCAUGGAGGCCAGCCAGGGCUGUGGGCAGACCCAGCCAGGCAGGAGGAGGAUGUGCCACUGGGUGAGGAGAGCCCCGAGGCACUGAUAGAGCUGCUGAAGGACAGACACAGCCCCUGGGCCCUGCCACCGGGCUGCAGCCCCCAGGACCAGCUCCUGCGGGAAGUGGCCGUGCUGGAGCCCAAGCUCGUCCAUGGCUCCAACGUCUUCCAGGUCCUCAGGUCCCUGCGGCUCGUUGACAAGGGAUUGCAGCAGCUGGAGGAGCUCAUCCUCAGUGCCAACCACAUCAGUAGGGUAGACUCGGCCAACCUGCCCCAGACUCUGAAGGUUCUGGAGCUCUGCUGCAAUGCUGUGGCUGAUCUGCAGGACCUGUGUGCUCAGCCUCCUCCGGAGCUUCAGCACUUGGGGCUGGGCUACAACAGGCUGUGCGGACCUUUGCAGGACAAGUGCCUCACUGCAGCCUUCUGGCCAAAUCUUGUCUCCCUUGACCUGAGCUUUAACAACUUAACAGAUCUUCUGGGGCUGGUCUCCCAGCUGUCCAGUCUGGAGAAGCUCCGCAUCCUGGUGCUGAAAGGGAACCCGCUGGCUCUCAUUCCCACUUACAGGGGCUUCCUUGUGGACAGCCUGCCCAAGCUCUCCGUCCUUGAUGACAUCCAUGUAGGGUUUGAUGAGAGGCACCAGUUCCUUGGUUUGGCAAGUCAGCCAGAGCUGAUGAGGAGUGAAGCACGAGUGGUUGUGAGUGUUGGGGACAUGAAAGGAGUCCCUGAUCCCAGCACUCUUCAGGAGCUGGCAGAUGAUUCUGACUUCCCAGUGAUCACCUACAGCUACUGUGUGACAUAUGAGUUUGUGGAGGGAGAGGAGUUUGACGAUGGCAGCAGCGCUGAGGUAACAAAAAUCCAUGAGAGUCUCGAGGGGGCCACCUUGGAUGCGGACAGCUCUGCUCAGAACACAGGAGAAACAAAGAACCAGCAGGAGCCUGCAGCCACAGAGGAACCCAAGGCCAGUUCUACAAAGGUGUUUGUCACCCCUGGAAAGCCCUGGGAAGAUGCCAUUGACUGCAGCUACAGGAAGGAGCAUAUUGUUAAGGACUUAAUGGGGCUGAAGUCCUACCUGGCGGCUGGAACAAUUGUCUCUGUUGUGGAGGAGAAGGUGCUCUCAUGGCCUGUUGAAGGUGAUCCAGAAGAGAACAUAGACAGAAAUAAGAAGGCAGGAUGGAGGCAGCAGAAGGAUGGUGCCAGGGGUCCUGUGCACAAGGACAAGCAGAAAAAGAAGAAGAAGGCAUGUGAAUUCCGCAGUGACCCUCCCAUUCGGAAGACCCUGGCCACCAGGAAGGUGACCCUGGAGGCUCUGCUGGCCACUGAGGACCUGGUGACAGCUCUGUGUGACUUUGGGAUCCUGAUCACUGAAAAACCGCCACAGCCACCAAGUGUGGAGAAGGUAAGGAGCGUGUUCUGGGGCGCAUGAGGCAGAGCUGCCAGGGAUGGGCAGUGCUGCAGGGUGGGAAUCAGCAUAUCCCGGCCUGGGCAUCCCUCACAUGCAUCCCCCAGUUCUCCUCUCCAUAAAAUGGGGCUGAAAUAGCCCUGCUUGAACACCAUCCAUUGAUGCUGGUAUCCUUACUUAGUGUUGAUCUUAGCAGUAAGUACUGCUACUUUUUCUGGGCCUAGGAAAAUAGGUGAGUUUAUUUUUCCACUUGAGAAUAUGAAAGCAACCCCUCAUGCUUCCUCUGAUGCUCUCUCAGCGUGGCAGCACACACCAACUCACACUUUCUAUUUCUUGGAUUCUCUUCUCUGAGCAUCCCCUCUGCUGUGCUUCUGCUUCCCCUCUCCUCUUUCCUCCGCCCUUUAAAUCCCUGUGACUGAACCCAGAUGGUGAUGGCAGUCACAGGACUGAAUGCGGGUAGUGAGUUUCAUCACAGCCUAACUAUGGAAACGCCUCUCUCCACAGGGCAAGAAGAAAAGCAAAGACAAGAGCAAAACCCCCAAAGCAGAGAGUAAAAGUCAGGCCAAACAGAAAGCUUCAACAUCUGCCAAAGGUGACAGAGACGGGGGCUGGCUGGGCAGAGGGUGGUGAGUGUGAGAGCAAACAGCAGCAGUGCCCAGCCCAGAGGCUGGUCCCAGCACCCUGCCAGCUCUGUGAGCAGGGUGCUUACUCACAUCCUGACCUCCGGACUGUGAACACAUUUAUUGACUGUGGGGCUGUAAGGUUUGACACACACCCGGACACGUUGAAUCCAAGUCUGAGCAACUGUCCUGGAGCAACACACACCUACAGGCUCUGAGUGCCAGGGGAGAAGGGCAAAGCAAAUUCUUGGGUGAGAGAUGUGGUGCCUGCUGUGUUGGCUGCCAAAUGUGACUGGUGGUGUGGGCUGGCGCGGGCAGCUGGGGCCAGUGCUGUCUGGGAUGCAUAAUGAGGUCCUCAUCCAUUUCCAACUCACAUCUCACAACACUUUGCAGAGGGGAUUAUUCUUUCUGGUUUAGAGAUGAGAUGCACAGAGAAGCACCAGGUUGCCCCAUGGUGGGGCUUGGAGCAGACCCCAGUCUGCUGUCACCCAUGAAAAGACCACCCUGACCCCUGAGGGGUGUCCCCUGCCUCCUCAGUGCAGAGCUCAGCAUCUGCUCAGCCAGCAGCAUUGCUUAAUCUGUGGAGACAAACCUCACCCUGCCUCUUGCAGGUUAUUUUUCCAGCAAUCUUGUUUUGACUACAAAAAUAGCAGUGCCAGCACAUCAGAGGGCUAAUGCAAGAGCAGGAGGAAGUGGGGGAGGGCAAUGGUGAAAAGCUGCUGAUGGGUCAAGGGGAGCAUGGAGCUGGUCAGGCCUCCUGUGUCCCCCUCCUCUGGCAUCAGAUUUAGUUGCUAAUUUAAGGGUGAAAUUAACCCCUUCCCCAAAGCCCCAGGCUGCUUUUCUGUGCCUUGUUACUCAUCUCGGGGGGGCAUCUGCAGUCCUAGGCUGUGUCUGUGCUCAACAAAGCCUGAUGGGCUCCCUAGCUACCUGAAAAGAAGGUAAAACUCUCUGCGUCAUUGUUCCCUAUAAGAAAAUGUGUAUUUGCAGUAUAUGACAGGGAGUUGCUGUCAAAGAGCUGAAGUUUAGCAAUGGUGUUUUCUACUUCCCUUCCACCCCCAGUGCCUGUGGUCAGUGUGCAUGCAGGAGGUCUUCAGGUUGUUCCUUCAGCCUGAGUGAGACCAAACCCUUGUGCAGGGGUUGCGAGGCUGGGGGUGGUGGUGGGUGCACAGAAAGCUGCUGUUGACGCAGGAAACCCAGAGUGAUUAGAGGCUCAUGCUUAAUUUGGUGUCCCCUUAUGCCUGUGCAGGGGGAGGCUGGCUGCAGCACGGCCACUGAGUACUAUUUCAGACAGUGCCUAAAAGCCAUCUGCCUCCCCCAGCUUGUGACAUCCGGCGCCAGCAGCAUCCCACAGUGUGCACUCUGCUGUCACUCGCUAUGACACCCCGAUUGUGGCUGGGGGGCCCUGGCUGCUCCAUGAGUCACCACACUGCACCGUUUGGCACUUGUUCAUCACCUGGGUACCAUGGACCACCUUGGAUCUGUGGCCAUGGCUACGCUUUGGGGCACUGGGGCUGGGUCCCAGCCCUCCAUCCACUGUGGCUGCGCAUCCAACCAGGCUGCAUAAGGACCAGCACUCGCAGCCGGGAGCUGGGGCUGAUUUGCAUCCCUCAGGCAGUAAAU